Messenger RNA from Paramormyrops kingsleyae, 1963 nucleotides. It is a transcript of the gene her8.2, whose product is annotated as hairy-related 8.2. Gene Ontology annotation, molecular function: DNA binding; protein dimerization activity. The record is from RefSeq and is a predicted model, not a curated record. Gene Ontology annotation, biological process: regulation of DNA-templated transcription. NCBI's taxonomy places the organism in Eukaryota, Metazoa, Chordata, Actinopteri, Osteoglossiformes, Mormyridae.
CGAGCGGGACAUCUGCCCCCUCCAUUGAAGAAGGGAUGAAAAAAAUAUAUAACAGAUGUUCCAGAUUUUCAGUGAUCGCGCCUCUGUUCGCUGAAAAAUUAGAUAUUUUUCCCAGCAACCCAAAAAUUAGUUUUCAAUUAUUAGUCAUUACAAUUAAUUACAUUAAGACAGAAGUUAUGAACAUUUAUUUUUUCCCCGAGCACUGUUUGGAAUAUUUGUAUAGUACUGCUGGCUUUAUGUUUUAUUCAGGAACAAAUCAGGAUUGCAGGCCUAUUUGAAUGACAUUGCACACGCGCUGGGAUUUGUUGUUUUUCCAUCCAUCCAACCACCCAUCUUCCAACCACUUAUCCUGAGCAGAGUCAUAGGGGCUCGAAAUUAUGGUUAUUUUGAAAUGAACAAUGAAUAAGAAACAAUAUGGAAGGUUAUAAUGCGUUAUGAUCUCAUUGCACUGUUUCCAAUGCGUCAGGACACCGACACUAGGUAAAACAAUAACCGACACCGUCCAGGGGAAAAAGUCUAAGGAGAAUGGGCGUUAGAACGUAUUCUGCGAGACCUCAGGGGAUAGGUUUCGCCUUUUCUCCGGUAAUGCUGUCCCGAUUCAUUGAGAAUGAAAGGGCCGCGCCGUCCCCAGUGUAACGCCAGUAAUAGCAGACUCUUGUUAGUGCCUGGGAACGCCGGGCCAGCGCUCCGCGCGCCGCGGACCACGUGACGCGCCCUAAUAGCGAAACAGAAGGUUUCACUAGGGUGCACAUUUCCAGGCUGGACAUCUGUCGCUUUUUCUCUUUAUCGGGCGGGCAGCGCAGCUAUUGAAAAGAAGCAGUGACCUGUCAGUCUUGACUGAUGGGAGCGGGCCACUGGGAUCGACCCCAUGUGUGGGAAAAUACCUCAGCCAAAGAGCUCCCACAUUCACAUGCUAAUCCUGCCCUUAUAAAUAAGAGGAGAGCAGAGCGCGGAGGCCUUAAAGACGAGACAGAAUCCGCUCCAAGAGAGAACAGGGGAAAGUCGCGGUUCAUAUCCACCAAGCUAGGGAGAUGACGGCCACCGCCGUGACCCACAACGUGGAGAAAUUGUCGAGCGCUAAAGAAGAGAGAAAGCUGAGAAAGCCACUAAUUGAAAGAAAAAGACGAGAAAGAAUAAAUAAUUGUCUCGAUCAACUGAAAGAAACCGUGGUCGGCGCUUUCCGACUAGAUCAAUCUAAACUGGAGAAGGCUGAUAUUCUUGAAAUGACAGUGAAGCAUCUGCAGAAUAUUCAGAGCAACAAAUUCGCCGCUGACUCCACCGUAGGGUUAGAGGCCCAGCAGAAAUACAGCACGGGCUAUAUCCAGUGUAUGCACGAGGUUCACAAUCUGCUGCUAACCUGUGAGUGGAUGGAUAAAACACUAGGCUCUCGUCUGCUCAACCACCUGCUCAAGUCGCUCCCGCGUGCUACCGAGGAUACCCCGCCCGCCGUGACGUCCAUGGCCCCGCCUCCUCAGCAAACGCAGGAAAGCUGCAGCGCCGGCCCUGUGCUGCCCUCAAGCCGUGCGUUCGGCGGGGCUGCCGCCAAGGCCCAGCAGAGCGCGGGCACCCGUGAUAAGGCGCUCCUGUUACCGGGCAACCAGCUAUUUAACAACCAGCACAUAGCCACACUUGACAUGUGGCGGCCGUGGUGACGGGAGCAAACUGAGGCAGCCCUCUGGUUUUGUUUUUGAUCUGCGUGUAGACUCUUUUCCUUAUGUAUCUUAUAGAUAUGCUUCUCAGAGCACUUGUGGGGCAGUCCUGUUCCAGAAUAGAUGUGCUGCAGACCUCAGUACUUCCACAGAAGUAAACCUCUUGUAGCCUGCAUUGUAGAAGGCUAUUAUUCAGCUAUUUAUUGUAUUAACUCUUAAUUUAUUUAAUAAGGAAUACUUGCUUUAGAUUAUUUCCCCUCUUUUGUAUGUAAACGUAUUAACCCAAUAAUAAUAAAAUGAAUAUUUAAUCCACA